Caenorhabditis briggsae is the source of this 912-nucleotide messenger RNA. Bases 1 to 912 code for a protein of 303 amino acids. Lineage: Eukaryota; Metazoa; Nematoda; Chromadorea; Rhabditida; Rhabditidae. The record is from RefSeq and is a predicted model, not a curated record. The transcript is spliced from 6 exons.
AUGCUAGUUCUUCUUUUUUUAUUAACAACUUCGACUGUGAUUGCCAAUAAUGUGAUACAUAUCCAAUACUUUCGGAGACCCGAGGAAUAUGGAGUUUUCCAUUUUCAUUUUGGAAAUGGAACUAAAGGUUGGGAGAGCUUCAUUUACAUGAACAAGUCUGUCAAUCUUCGAGAAGAGGAAAUCUACAAAAUCGUAAAACCAUUUUUUGAAGAAGCUCCUUCCACUCGCAGAUAUGAGUCAUCGUCUAUCACCAGACAUCUAGGAAAACAAUUCGAAUACGUUUUGAAUCGAUAUCCAGUUCAUGAGAUUAUUUUUGAAAACCUCUGCAGUCAAAUGAAGCCCAAGUUCUCGGCUCUCCUAACUUCCAUUCCCUCCCAAACCCCUCAAAAAAUCAAAUGGAUCAUCGAACAUCCAUCUGCAUUCUUCCUCGUCCCUUACGGAUUUACAAAACGUGUUGGAAGAGAGGAAUAUCGAUUGGAAAUCAAAGGAAGAGCUUCUCUGGAUGAGGAUAACUUUGAUUACGAUGCUUUGCAAAAUACCCAGAAACUCAUCAUCAAGAAUGAGUCGCACAUGAAAAAUGGGGUCACCGGGGAGCACUUGCUGAAAAUUAAGGCUCCAGAAGUUCUGAUAGAAGGAUGGAAUGCAGUGACUUCAGAUGAUUUGAAUCAGUUUGCCAAGGAAUGGCUCAAUGGAGAUCGAGAGAUCAAAAAAUGGAUUGUGCACCUGGCUGAUAAGCCUCAGGCUGAGCAACUAUAUUUUGAGAAAAAUGAGACUACUCUUGACAUUCUUUUGAAAAACAAUCGUUUCGAAAUGACGACGUACAAAACUCCGGAGGAUCGAAAAUAUCAAUUCAGUACUGUACGGGAAGAUUCUGGCUCAGGAAGCCAAAACCAGCAUAAAUUCUUUCCAUGA